Molecule: messenger RNA, 2718 nt
Organism: Cuscuta europaea
Lineage: Eukaryota; Viridiplantae; Streptophyta; Magnoliopsida; Solanales; Convolvulaceae
Source: the annotation of a GenBank genome assembly
CUUGACAUGUAGUAGACCCCCUCCCUUCACUCAUUUGUCUAAAUGAGACAAAAACCACCCCUCUCACCUCACCAUCUCCACCCACACGAUUCAGCACCCUAGGGUAGCAAGGAGGGGCUCUGAAACUCCUCAUUUUCACACCCAAAUUCGAGCUCAAGAUAGAGGAUCCAAAGAGGAGUGCUUGGAGAAGGAAAAAGGUGUAGGAAAGUGUGGAAAAUUGAGGAACUUGAUUUAAAGUAUUUUUGAGCUUCGCCGGAGUUUCGUCGGAGUUGGUCAAAGUUCGCCGGAGUUGGUCAAAGUUCGCCGGAGUUGGUCAAAGUUCAAUCGAGGAACGUAGAACGCGCUUAAGCUUAAUUAAGGUGAGGAUGACCGACUAUGUUACUUAUAAUCUUGGGUUAAUUUCAUGGGAUUUCCUAAGUGAAUACAAAUGUGAUGUGCAUGGGUUGUUAAUGGUUAAUAAUGCCUAAAUAAAACUACUAUUGAUUUUAAGUAUAGUAUGCAUGAUACACAAAUUUAUGAAUAAAUUGUGUAUGUUUAGAUGUUAUGAAUAUGUGUGUAUGAUGGUUGUACCAACCAUGAAUUUCAUUUGAGAUAGUAUACUUUGAUACCAUGAGGAGAAGCCAUGAAGGUAUGAAAGUGAUACUUGAUAUUUAGGCCAAUCAUGCAUGAAGGAAGAAUUAUAUUGAAAUAAAUAAAUAACUAGCAUUAAAAUAUUAGUUGGAAAUGUUAGUUGAGAAAUGGAUGAAUUAUAUCCUAGGAAUGAGAAUUAUAAAGAAUCGGUGAUUAUGAGCUGGGCUCUAGACCGAUGUAGAUAACGGUGAUUAUGAGCUGGGCUCUAGACCGUAGUAGAUGACGAUGAUUAUGAGCUGGGCUCUAGACCGUAGUAGAUGACGGUGAUUAUGAGCGGGGCUCUAGACCGUAGUAGAUAACGGUGAUUAUGAGUUGGGCUCUAGACCGUAGUAAAAAUGAUGAAUUGAUACUAAAUGAACGGAUUAACUAUAAUGUAAUAAUGCUCUAGAUUGAGGGCCUCAGAGAUUUAAACUUCGAUUAUACUUAGUAUAGUUGUCAUUGUACUUGUCAAAUGCUUCCAAUUACUGACCUCCCCUUCACGGAGGAGGCCACCUCACAGUUUCAGGUAGAACUUGAAGGUUGCUACUACCAGCCACUGUUCGGGAAAUUCCUGAGAAGAAGACUUGGUUCGUGCUUCUUCCGUUCUCGUUUUGAAAACAAUAUGAAUAAUGCUCAUGGAUAAUAUUUUCUGAAUAAUUACUUUGGGGGUUUGCAUGCCUAAUUAUGCCAAGUGUGGCUUGAACACUUGUAUCAAUUGUUUCCGCUGCUUUAAUAAAUGUUUUACAUUAUGUUUGUUUAUGGAUGUACUAUGUGUGAAUGGUAUUCAAGACGCCUUGUAUAGUAUGGAUGAGUCGGACUGCGGUUAACUAUUCGUACUGUACGGCGGGUUGUUGACGUGUCCGGGUAGGUCCGGGGCGUGACAGGAAAGGUUAACGGCAAUGCAAUGAUGAAAACUGUGAAAAAUGGUGCUACAAAACUGCUGGAAAUACCGUUUGCGGAUGAACAGUAAUUAACAUAUUUUUACAUUCUAGUUCAUUGUAUUCUUGCAUUCUGUUUUUCACAUUGCAUCUUUAUUUUGAUUUUUGUAGAAAUAAUGUGAUAACAUGCACUCUUUUUGGCGAAAUGAUUAAUCAAUAUGAAGCCUACAAGAAGAGUUCUACAAGUCCUACGAUACUGGUGCUACAGUGCUUUAGAGCUAGAAAUUACCAAGGAGGGAUUUAUGUGUCUAAUGUGCAUGAUGUUAGCAAACUCAUAGUUAAUGGAGAACAUCAAGAUGUAAUGGAGUUUCGGGAAAGGUUGCCCCCCCCCCUCCUCCCGGUGAAGAAGUUACUGUUACUCCAACCAUCACAUACUCAUCACAAUCCACUGCUAAUGACAUCAGUAAUGGAAAUGUCAGACUGGAAAGUAUUGAGGACUUGCUUAAAAUUGAAGAGGAUGGUAGGUACUGGACAUUGGUAGAAAUAGUUGCCUUUGACAACUAUAAGGAGUGGAGUUACACUUCGUGCAAAAGUUGUAGUCGCAAGGUUAAACCAAGGGGUGAUGGUUUCUAUUGUAGUGAUUGUGAUUCUACUGAAGUUGUUCUUAGGUAUAAGAUUGAUCUCAGAGUUAUGGAUCACUCAAGUAAUACUACUUUUGUUUUGUGGGAUUAACAAUGCACGCAAUUAAUUGGUAAAACAGCAGCCACACUGCAGAGAAAUAUGAGGAACAACGAUGGAAGCUGUGGAAAUUUUCCACCCGAAGUAGACACAUUGGUUGACAUGCAAGUGUUGUUUAAAGUGAAAACUAAGAAGAAUCCUAAUGUGUACAAGGGAAGGAAGACUUUUAGUGUCAUUGACUCUAUCAAAGACCCUUCAGUGAUAUCAUUGUACUCUCAUGAAAAAGAAACUGCAGAGGAAGAAGAUGAAUUUACUGCGCUUCGAAAGGAGCUAUAUGAAAAUGAAAAGGAAACUAGGAAACUUGCAUAUACGAGGAAACUAGGAAACUUGCACACCCGAAAAAAUGAAGACAAUGAUGUCACAAUAGAAGAUGAUUUGGAUAUUUCAGUUGAUAUUAAUAUGUACUUUUGAUUGUUUGAAAGCUUUGUACGAGAAUCAGUUCAAUUAAAAUGUAUUUCAAAUUGUUGAUUUCUAAUAAUAAUAUAUACUUGUG